Acanthopagrus latus (yellowfin seabream) is the source of this 1758-nucleotide messenger RNA. RefSeq lists its product as uncharacterized. The record is from RefSeq and is a predicted model, not a curated record. The coding region runs from base 66 to 1112 and encodes 348 amino acids. Gene Ontology annotation, molecular function: transmembrane signaling receptor activity. Gene Ontology annotation, cellular component: plasma membrane. The transcript has 7 exons. NCBI's taxonomy places the organism in Eukaryota, Metazoa, Chordata, Actinopteri, Spariformes, Sparidae.
GAGAAGUUCCUGGUUUGCCAGUGAAGAGAAAAGAGAAGCGUCAUUAAACCAUCAGAGCCUCAGAAAUGAAACUCUGCCAAACGUUGAUCUGCUUCAUCAUCCUCUCUCUGCAGGAUGGAAACACUGGACUCAUCAAUGCAGAAACUAUUAAAGGAAUGGAAGGAGGAAACAUCAUACAUGAGUGUUCCUUCUUCUUCUCUGGAAGCAGGAAGAUCUUCUGUAAGGAAGGAUGUGAAGAAAAAGACAUUCUUGUUGAAACAACUGCUGACAGAGCUCAGAGAGGCAGAUACAGCAUCGAAUGGAAAGAAGCAGAUAGUAAAUUAGGUUAUUCACUUCUGAAUGUGAGCAUCACAAACCUGACCAAGUCUGACUCGGGGCGCUACACAUGUAGAGUGGACGGAGGUUAUCUCGCAAACAAGGAGUUUGAGAUCAGAGUUGAAGAUGCUCUGAUCACAGAACCAAACCGCCCUCUCCCUCCUCGUCCACCAUCAGUCCCGUCAACAUCAGCACCGACAACAACACAGAGUUCAAACGUCGUUCCAAGAAGCUCCACACCUUCAUCAGCCUCCACUUACACCAGCAGCCAGUCUGGACAGAGUAACAGAACUGCAGGUCCAGGUGUGCAGCUGUAUGUGGGUCUGGCUCUGCUCUUCAUGGUCGUCAUGUUAUCAGUGGCUGUGGUGAUUUUCUGCAGGGGGAGGGCCAGCAAACCCAAAGGAAAACCUGUGGAAACUGAGUAUGCUGACGUGACUGAGGCCAGCCAAGCGUAUGAGGAGAUCAGAGAGGACAGAGAGAGAAGAUCCUCUCCUGUAGAAAUAUCUACAGUUUACACUUGUGCCAAAUAUGUCAAGCCAAAUGCAGAAGAUACCAAAGAUAAUAGCAGUUUGGUCAAUGGAGCCACUUGUGAGAAUAAAACUGAAGUCGACUUGAAUAAACUGACCUACUCCGAGGUGGACUUCUCCAACCGCACAGCUGCCUCGCUCAGCAGCGCCCCCUGUGGUGAUGCAGAUAAUGUCGUCUACUCCGUGCCCAGAGGAGCGCGGUCAGACGGCAGCCACGGCGGAGACGCAUCACCUCCUCUUUACUCGACCGUUACUGUGCCUCAUGUGUAGCUUCAGCGCCACAUUUUACUCUCUCAGGGCUCAACAGGUUCCUUUAAGUUAGUGCUGCUUUUACUGUUUCCACUCAGUUAAGCUUAUUUUAAAGGUGCAAUAUGCAAGAAUUUUACUUGAAAACAUCCAGAAAUGAUUGUUAUCAACACAAAGAGAAGAAAUAGUUUUGAUAUUUGUGCUUUGUGUUGCAGAAAAUUAUACUGAAGUUAUAUAUGUAGCUAACCAGUUAGGCCCAGUCUGUCCUGGACCAAAGCUCCUGGGUGAGAUGUUAACACCAACACUCCCAGUCUGUAUCACUAGCUGCACAGCUAACUGAGCUAACCAGCUAACAGCAGCUACAGUUAGCAGUUACCCUGGUGACAUGCUGCACUUUGUUAAUUUUGUGUAUGGAUUAGAUGGUAGACCUUUAACAUUCUGGUAAAAGAUAUAAAAGUAGGAUGACAGUAAGUCAUUUGGGAUGUGAGUGAACAGCCUCCUUCUCUUUGUGGGACGGCAGAAGAGCUGAACAGCCGGAACAGGAUCUGCAGCAGCAGGACCACUUUGUCAUCAUCAAAAUCUGUAAAUAAUUCUGGUAUAUUUUUAAAUGUUAUAUAUUUUUAUUUAUGUACUUUUAUUUUAUUGUUAUUUUAUUAUUAUCUUUUUUUAU